AUGUCCUACUACGAUGUCGACGCCAUCUUGACAGACGGGGAGAAAGUGCCCUGCACAUUCGAACUCGAAGUGCCCUACCUGGGCCACCUCAACAACGCGCCCUCGCAAGUCCUCAAACCCGGCACCCCGUUGACCCUGCCUCUCUGGCUCGCCGAACUUCUCGCGCUCGCGUCAUCAGGCGAUUCCUCCCCCCCGCUCACCCUCAACAUUCCCCCGUGCCUGGGAACGGCUGUGCUGUCCGCGCUCAAGGCCGAUCCGCGGGCGGUCCCACUGCGAGACCAGUCUGUGCACCUGUACGGUGUCGGCGUGCGCAUGCUCGAUCUGUUUGACGAGAAAGAAUUGAGUGAGGUGCUGCGGCGGACGUGGACUGUCAGAGCAGGCGACGUCGGUCUCCACGCGAGGAAAGCGGAUGAGGGCGGUCUGGGUGGACAGCAGGAGGAGUUCCUCCGAGGCUUGGAGGAAUGGGAAAGGAAGCUGUUCAGAAGAGCCCAUGAAGGCGUCAAAGGAGCGAAGGAGUGGACCGAGAGGGUGAAGAAAUAA
Messenger RNA from Emericellopsis atlantica, 540 nucleotides. Its product is annotated as DNA replication complex GINS protein PSF3. The transcript has 2 exons. The coding region runs from base 1 to 540 and encodes 179 amino acids. Gene Ontology annotation, biological process: mitotic DNA replication initiation. Lineage: Eukaryota; Fungi; Ascomycota; Sordariomycetes; Hypocreales; Bionectriaceae. Gene Ontology annotation, cellular component: GINS complex. The record is from RefSeq and is a predicted model, not a curated record.